This is a messenger RNA of Knipowitschia caucasica, 756 nucleotides long. The record is from the annotation of a GenBank genome assembly. Lineage: Eukaryota; Metazoa; Chordata; Actinopteri; Gobiiformes; Gobiidae.
AUGGACUGGGUGAUCAGGAAUAAACAAGUGCAGGUGGUUGGAGCUUUCGAGUACAGAUGUUGGUCUCCUGCGUCUGAAGAAGGACACUUCCUGCUGGACUUCAAUGUGCACUCGUGUUGGGAGUUCUCUGGCUUCCUCUGCUUCAUCUCCACCUCUGCUCUGGUCCUUUUCACUCUUCUCUCCUCCUUCUGCUAUCAAUUUCUGCGAUGGCAGCUGGUCUAUGGCUUCUACCUGCUGCAGGCGUAUCUCUACCACAGUAGGAAGAGGAGCCAGGGCUGUGCGGACGCCUACGAUGCCUUUGUGUCCUACAACGUGCACGAUGAGCACUGGGUUUACGAAGAGCUACUGCCUGAACUGGAGGGACGACAGGGCUGGAGGCUGUGUCUGCACCAUCGGGACUUCCAGCCUGGGAAAGCCAUCAUUGAGAACAUCACAGACGCCAUCUACAGCAGCAGGAAGACUCUGUGUGUGAUCAGCCGCCACUACCUGCAGAGCGAGUGGUGCUCACGGGAGAUACAGAUGGCCAGCUUCCGUCUGUUCGACGAGCAGAAGGACGUGCUGGUCCUGUUGUUUCUGGAGGACCUCUCGUCCAAUCAGCUGAGUCCGUUCUACCGCAUGAGGAAGCUGGUGAAGAGCCGCACGUACCUGAGCUGGACCCAGGCCACGAGACACAAGGGCCUUUUCUGGGAGAAGGUCCACAGAGCUCUGGAGCCAGACCCCGAGGCUGAGGACCACCACCCUCUCACUGCUCAUUAG